Molecule: messenger RNA, 945 nt
Organism: Kazachstania africana CBS 2517
Lineage: Eukaryota; Fungi; Ascomycota; Saccharomycetes; Saccharomycetales; Saccharomycetaceae
Gene: URA1
Product: dihydroorotate dehydrogenase
Exons: 1
Coding region: 1-945 (314 amino acids)
Biological process (GO): UMP biosynthetic process; 'de novo' pyrimidine nucleobase biosynthetic process
Cellular component (GO): cytoplasm
Molecular function (GO): dihydroorotate dehydrogenase activity
Source: RefSeq, a predicted model, not a curated record
AUGUCUGCUAAAUUAAACACUAAGUUCUGUAACUUCGAAUUUCAAAAUCCUUUGAUGAAUGCCUCUGGUGUCCAUUGUAUGACUACCGGCGAUCUGGAUGAAUUAGCUAACUCUAAGGCUGGCUCUUUCAUUACGAAGAGUGCAACAUUAUCAGAAAGAGCUGGUAACCCUGAACCUCGUUACAUUUCGGUGCCUCUGGGUAGUAUUAAUUCCAUGGGUCUACCAAACAAAGGUAUUGAAUACUAUCUCGACUACGUCGUCAAUCGUCAAAAGCAAAAUCCAAACGAUGCACCAAUAUUUUUUUCUGUUGUAGGUAUGAGUAAGCAAGAGAUGCUGGGAAACUUACAGAAGAUUCAAGACAGUGAAUUCACUGGUAUUACUGAAUUAAACUUAUCAUGUCCAAAUGUUCCAGGUAAACCACAAGUUGCCUAUGAUUGUGAUUAUACAAAAGAAAUCUUAACUGAAGCGUUCAAGAUUUUCAAGAAGCCUUUAGGUAUCAAAUUACCACCUUAUUUUGAUUUUGCCCAUUUCGAUAUCAUGGCCAAGAUCUUGAACGAGUUCCCAUUGGCUUACGUUAACUGUAUCAAUAGUAUCGGUAAUGGCCUUUACAUCGAUGUUGACUCUGAAACAGUUGUUAUCAAACCAAAGGACGGUUUCGGUGGUAUUGGUGGAGACUACGCGAAGCCAACCGCCUUAGCUAACGUUCGUGCUUUCUACCUUCGUUUAAAUCCAAGCAUCAAGAUUAUAGGUACUGGUGGUAUCAAGACUGGUAAGGACGCUUUUGAACAUCUCUUAUGUGGUGCUUCCAUGCUUCAAAUUGGUACUGCUUUACAAAAAGAAGGUGUCUCAAUCUUUGAACGUAUUGAAAGGGAAUUAAAAGAAAUUAUGAAUGCUAAAGGUUAUAAAACAAUCGAAGAAUUCCGUGGUACAUUAAAGAGUUUAUAA